Messenger RNA from Corticium candelabrum, 4810 nucleotides. RefSeq names its product F-actin-uncapping protein LRRC16A-like. The transcript has 43 exons. The coding region runs from base 33 to 4472 and encodes 1479 amino acids. Gene Ontology annotation, cellular component: lamellipodium; plasma membrane. Gene Ontology annotation, molecular function: protein binding. The record is from RefSeq and is a predicted model, not a curated record. NCBI's taxonomy places the organism in Eukaryota, Metazoa, Porifera, Homoscleromorpha, Homosclerophorida, Plakinidae. Gene Ontology annotation, biological process: regulation of Arp2/3 complex-mediated actin nucleation; cell migration.
AAAUUCGCCACACAAAAUCCGACCUUCUCAUCAUGGAGAGCGAAAUUCUACGUAACAUCGAGCGCUUCCUGCCGAGCGGCGAGGAGAUCUGCGUUCGCAAGGCAGUACAAGUCGAAGGCAAGGGCGAACGACUAGAGCCUCGUUUUCUGGUUGUUUCAACACGUCGGUUAUUUAUUUUGUUGACAUCGAAAGGCGUUCCCAGAGUUGAAGCGGCACUUCACUUCUUGAGUAUACUUGCCAUUGAAAGUGCAAAGCCCGAACUGUUGAUAUUGGUUUCGAACACUGGCCGUACUGUUUAUCACGUCAAGAAAGGUGACGGCGAUGAGAUUAUUGCCAAUAUUGUUACAGCGUUGAGAUCGAAUUUGCUAGCAACUCCAUUUCAGCAAUUGAUCAGACUGAACAUUGAACCCACCACUCGGCUAGUCAGAAUCAAAGAACUGGUAGGCAAAGUUACCGAAUCAGUUAGUGACGAAAACUGUCCUUGCAGUGGAUUCAAUGUUGCAUACGAGUUUGUUUGUGAUUAUUAUCGCGUGGAACACGAAGAGGAGAUCGAAUGGGAGAUCAACAGUAUUUAUCAUUCACACGGAAUACAAGAGUUAAAUCUGCAAGACUUUGAUCAUUUGGAUUCGAGGGAUCUUGUUCCUGUUAUUGGUGCUUUGGCAUACAACAAGUGGUUUACUGGCUUUACGUUUCAAGAAAACAAACUGACUUCUGAGGGUGUUGAUGCACUUGCAAGAGCUUUACAGCUUUCGAUGACGUUGGAGCAGCUAAAGCUUGUAAAUUCAGGAUUGAACAAGGAUUCUAUUCACAAGCUGACGAAAGCGAUUGAGAGUAACUCUGAGACAGACUUGAAGAGUUUAGAUCUUUCUAACAACUCUCUGGACGAUAGAGGAAUCACUUCCCUGUCUGCUGCUGUGGCAACACUUCCUCACGGCCUUUCACAACUAAGACUCUCAAAAGUUCAGCUCACUUCAAAGGGUGUCGGUCCCCUGGCUUCAGCUUUGAAUAGAAAUACUCACACAUCUGAGAGUCUUAAAGUCCUCGUGUUGUCAGACAACCAUCUGAAGCCUGAGGGUGUGCAGGCUUUGAUGGAGUUUCUCGUGAAGCCAAACUUCAUUCAGCAUCUUGACUUGUCAAGGACUGAUUGUGUUUUAGAACAUCUGUUUAAUGGAUUACUGAGAGGCUGUUGUCAAAGUCUUCAACAUCUAGGUCUCUCACACAACUUGUACACGAUGAGGAAAGGCAAAGAAGGCCCAGGAGACACAAGCAAUACCGAACUGUUCUUUUCGAAAGCACAACAAUUGAAAGUCAUCAAGUUGUCGAAUUGUCGCCUACCGGUUGAUGCUCUAAAAGCCGUCAUGAAGGGUCUGAGUGCCAACAAGAGUGUCACAAGCGUCGAGUUGGACAUCAGUAACAACGAACUCGUUGCUGCUGCUCUCGCCGAUGGCCUACAGAGUAUACAUUGUCUCGAAUCGCUCAACAUCAGCAACAGCGGAUUGGAUGAAGACAUAACACAAGUAUGUCAGUCGUUGAUGCGUUGCCCGUCUUCACUAAAACGACUUGCAAUUGGUGAAAACUUCAAUGCCAAACGUGGUAACAGCGCAGGCAUGGACGCCGUUGGUAAACUAAUAUCAACUGAAAACUCGAAACUCGAAUCGUUGUCAUUGGCAAACUCAAAGUUGAGAGCUGCUGCAGGAAUCUUUCUGAAUGUAUUACCAACCAAUAAAUCAUUGACAGAACUUGAUAUCAGUGGGAACCUUCUUGGCGAUCGUGGCAUUCGUAUACUGUCAAAGGCAUUACAAAUCAACAACACGUUAAGGACUGUGUAUUGGGAUGGCAAUGGAACGAGUCCUGUUGGAUUUAGAGAUGUCGCUCAUGCAUUACGGAUAAAUCGAACGAUGCUGAACAUGCCUUUUCCAGUGCAUGAUGUUGCUGCUCACCUGAAGGAUAAACCAGAACAUGUUUUACAAGAGAUCCAGGAGAGUCUAAGCAGAAAUCACUCGGUUCAUCGAUUUGACGUUGACCAAGCAACACGGCAACAGAACCAGAUUAUGAUUAGCACCACACAACAGCAGGCUGUUGACAAAGUUGUUGUGGCUAUCCAAGACGUAGUGGUUGAUCUAGAGGCAUUUGGAGUUAACGGUAAUGAGACAGUGUUGCAGUCAAAGGAACUUGUAAAAGGCGCCAACAAGAUAUCUCAGCUGUUGUUGCGACUGCACUCACAUACGGUAGAGGAGAAACUUGCUGGUGACAUCGAGGGGCACAUGCAACACUUGGCAUCAGAACUCCAUCAGCAUUUGAAUGGAACAAGUCUAAAAGAAACAGCAGAGAAGAUACGAGAUAUUGCAGUUUCAACGUGUCCAACUCUCGUUCCCGAACAAAUGGAGGAUGAUAUGAGAGCGAUUUUGAAGGAACAGCAUUGUCUUGAUGUCCAGUUUCUUACUGAGUUACUUGUUCAAGGCGUUGGAGUUGACGUCACAACAAAAGUUUGCCAAGUCAGUUAUGAAUCUGCUGUUAAAGUAUCAGAGAUUCUUGUGGAACACACAACGAAAGAGCUUGAACUGCAGAGAAAGAAACUGGUACAAAUUCUUCAAGAAAAACAGGCGGCUAGAAAGGCAGCUAUGAGUGCAAGUGAUGAGCUUGACAAGCCAUCGAUUGAUCAAGCAGAUGGCCAAAUGAUGAGUCGAUUAUUGAAGCACACUCUGAAGAAGAAUAGACCAGGAUCCAUUCAACUUGAUAGUGCUGCUCUGGAACCCGAGGGGCCACCAUUGCAUCACUUGGUGAAAGACCGUCCAAAAGGACCAAGCAAAAGAGCACGACCAACACACCGACUUGUCGCUCGUCCAGCAGAGUCUGAAGAAGCAACGUCAUCAGAUAUCUUUGCUUUUGGAACAUUGUCUGAGGCUAAUGAGAGUGAUGCUAUUGCUAAUGAACUUCCAAAGGCUGCAAAGCCAAUUCAACCUCAGACGGCCCUGAAGCCUCCAAUCAUUGUUGAAAAGCAGCAGCCGCAGGUGAAGGAACAACAACUAGACAAAUCAAGGUCGCUGUCACCUAGUGUUGGAAAGGCAAAGACGGAAGAAAAGAAGGGUGGAUUUUUUAAGAAAGUGAAAUCUCCUUCAAGAGAGAAGAAAUCGACAUCACCAAAGGAGAAAACUCCAGACCCAUCAAUUGAAGAAGAGAAUCUCCAGUUAGUUAAAGAUAAAUCUCAGAAUCAGACAUCACCCAGGUCAGAAAGAAGAGCAACUACUAUAGCUGCUGUGGGUCCAGGGACAGCAUUUGGAACUCAGCUGGCUGCUGAAUUGAAGCAAAAGGGGGUAGUUCAGAAGGAAGAUUCAGAAACGUCGCUUCCAGUUUCAGGCAAAGAUAAUGAGGAGAAACAAAAGCCAAAACCUAAACCACGCUCAGGAAGAAGUCCAACGAUACCUCAACAAAUGCUGAAUGAAAUGAAGGGUCGACAAGAAUCUAAGAAGCCUUCAACUUUGGCAAAGCCAACUCCAGCGGUUAAACCUAAACCUGUUUCACCUAAAUUAGGCAGAGCUAUGAAACCGAAAGCAACAGAAACACCUGAAACUAAUAUACCAUCUGAAGAGGUGGGUGAAGUCAUUGGUGAUGUGGUGCCUACAAAAGAUGAACCUUCAGAGGCAGUCAUUGUGACCCAACUUGGAGAAGUAGAAGUAGUUGUGGAUGGUACUGAAGUUGAAAAGAAAGAAGUUGUUGCUCAAAGUGAUGCGUCUACUGACGAACAAAAGGAUCACACAGUGUCUCUACCAAGUGCCGAGACGGAUGUAGAGAAUCCAGAGAAAACAGUUGAACAAGCCACAGAGGGUAGUAAUGAAAAAUUCCAACCUAGUGCUUUAGAGAAAACGGAGGCACAAGAAACACCAUCAUCAGAGGAAAUGAUCAUUGAACUGCAAACUGACAAGCACACCACAGGUGAUACGCAUCCAGAAGAACAAGUUUCAGUGACAACUAAAACAGAAGUUGCUGUCAAUGACAACACACUAGGAAUGAGUCCACCAGAAGACAAACAAUCAGAAGAAUCUAAAGAUGACAGCACAGAGAUCACUGAUACGAUUGAAUCAUUGAAACUAAGCUCGAAUGAGCCAAUCACUGAAUCAGAGGAAGUACCAUCAUCUGGUGUUGAAGUAGAAAGUGGUGAAUCAGAGUCAACUAAAAUUUCUGAUGCACAACGAGAGAGCAAGUCUCCAGAUACCAAAGAGCAACAAAAGGAAGGGGACUCUACAGAUGUAGGUCAUUCAACUGAAUUGCAAGAUGGUAACACAGUUGAAAAUCGUGAUAAGUCUCCGGCUUCAAGCCAAACUAAAGAUACUGCCGAAGAACUGGUUGCAGCUUCUCAGCUUUUAGAGUCAGACAAGGUUGUAGCAGCUUCGGUUGAGACCAAGAACGAUGCAACUACUGAUCAGACGUCUGAUAAGGUCGACAGUGAAACUCCGACGGUUCUGGAGGUGUGAUAGGAAGUUAGUUUUAUAUCAGCAUGAUUAAUUUCAUUAAUCAUGUAGACGUUUUGAUUUUUAAUGUUACGGUUGCCAUUGCUGAAGGCCAUAUGUAGAUUUAGAUUUGAAGUGGCCGCAUCGGUGGUCUGAGAAACACAUUAGUAGGCAAGUUGUGGCUUCCUGUGAUUAAACUGCAGCUUUGCGGAAUGAAAUUCUUUGACUGCAUUUAAAGGAUUUUGAGUGUUGUUUCCAUGAUUAUAUUAACGAAUUGUUGUGAACUUUUAUGCUUUACAUUGACGACUGUUUUGGCUUGUAUCUGUACUGUAUAUUCACAAUAAUUAUUGUUUGUCCAUGUG